Messenger RNA from Jatropha curcas, 1253 nucleotides. The record is from RefSeq and is a predicted model, not a curated record. Lineage: Eukaryota; Viridiplantae; Streptophyta; Magnoliopsida; Malpighiales; Euphorbiaceae.
ACAUUUUCUUUCGAUUUUCAGUAAUAUCUUCAUGGUCGAGACAUAUACUCUGCAUUUUGACCAUGGCAGGAAAUGGCAGAAAAUGCUUCCACAGUAUUCAAUGUUCAUGUUCCUGAAUUUGUCGACGCUAUCUGGGUUGCAUUGAGGCAUCCAACACUGGAGGUUAGAGAGUGAGCUGUUGAGGCAUUGCGUGCUUGCCUUCGAGUUAUUGAAAAGCUUGAGACACGUUGGCGUGUGCAAUGGUACUAUCGUAUGUUCGAGGCCACACAGGAUGGCUUGGGUAAAAAUGCGCCUGUUCACAGUAUACAUGGCUCUUUACUUGCAGUUGGAGAGCUUUUGAGAUUAAUAGGAAAGUACAGUAAAGUUUCCAUGAAUAACUUUAAAGAUGAAAUGCUGAAGAGACGUAGAAAAGAAAUAUGCCUACCUGAGAUGGCUGCGACACCAGAAGUAAUAAUUGUUGGUGCUGGUGUUGCUGGCUCAGCUCUUGCUUAUGCUCUUGGCAAGGAUGGAUGCCGGGUGCAUGUAAUUGAGAGAGACUUGAAUGAGCCUGAUAGAAUUGUUGGUGAACUGUUGCAGCCCGGCGGGUAUCUUAAAUUGAUUGAGUUGGGUCCUGAAGAUUGUGUAGAACAGAUUGAUGCUCAGCAAAUUUUUGGAUAUGCUAUUUUCAAGAAUGGAAAAAGUAGCAAGCUGGAAAAAGUAGCAAGCUGGCAUAUCCUCUGAUGGCUUUUCAUAAUUCAAAUGUGGCUGGAAGAAGCUUCCACAACGGACGUUUCAUACAAAGAAUGCGAGAGAAGCUUCUUGAAUUUACCAAAACAGAAAAAUACAGUUUUAUUCUUGUAUUCCAUGGCCUUGAAUUUCAGUACAGCCGCUUCUCCUUCUUCAACUACUCGCUUUCUAAUAAUACCAAAACAUAACAAUAAUCUUUUCAAGCUCUACUCUUCUUGUAGAAAAUUAUUAGUGUUUUCCAAAUCAGAAAGUGCCGAAAGUACUGGAGUUACAGAGCAAAAUCUUCCUUCUUCGUUUUCUGCUAGAUCUCUUGGAUCAACUCACAUCCACAACCCCUUCAACAGCUGACACCACUGGUUAUGAAAUUGAAAUAUGUGAUGAAAAUUGAAAUAUGGCAGUUCCCGUAGACUUGCAAUAAGGGAGCAGCUUGUGAAAUUAGUAGGAGAAAGAGGUGAUGAUGAAAAUUUCAGCAUUCCAUUAGGUAAAAAUCUGAAGAAGGUUAGUCCAAAGUUCUUAACCAUUUCACA